Molecule: messenger RNA, 4056 nt
Organism: Hippocampus comes (tiger tail seahorse)
Lineage: Eukaryota; Metazoa; Chordata; Actinopteri; Syngnathiformes; Syngnathidae
Gene: arhgef11
Product: Rho guanine nucleotide exchange factor (GEF) 11
Biological process (GO): G protein-coupled receptor signaling pathway; intracellular signal transduction
Cellular component (GO): cytoplasm
Molecular function (GO): G protein-coupled receptor binding; guanyl-nucleotide exchange factor activity
Source: RefSeq, a predicted model, not a curated record
AUGGCUCCCGAGGUGAUCCUCAAGCAUCAAUUCGGCGCCGGCCUGGUCCAGAGAUGCGUGGUGGUGCAGAAGGACCAGCUGGGUUUCGGCUUCACCGUGUGCGGAGAGCGGGUGAAGCUGGUUCAGAAUGUGCGAGCAGGCGGCGCUGCCGUCAAGGCCGGAGUCCGGGAAGGAGACCGAAUCAUAAAGGUGAACGGGUCGCUCGUGUCCUCCAUGUCCCAUCAGGAGGUGGUUAAGCUCAUCAAAUCCGGAACCUAUGUCGCGCUCACCCUCCAAGGACCGCCCCCUUCGCCGUCAUCCUCGCCCGCCGAUCCCGCCCAGAGACCGCUUCCCGCCGGGGAGACUGCACCCGCGCCGCCUUCGCCGUCAGGACCGAGCGGCAGCCCCUCCCAGAGAAUCACGGGACCCAAACCACUCCGGGACUCGGAGGUGCAGAAGCACGCCUCUCAGAUUCUCAGGAAGAUGCUGCAGCAGGAAGAAAUGGAGCUGCAGGCCUUAAUGGAGGAGCGGGGGCGGAACCCGUCGCCGUCUCUGGAAGAGCGAAUCGAAAGCGCCAAGAGGCGAGCUCAUCAAGUGCGCCUCAAGCUGCUGCCGGACGCGGGGGGGACGCGGUCGGAAAGCCUCGCUGGCGCCGUCACGGGGGUUGAAGGACACUCGGCGGCCGACUCGAGCGAGGGCGACGCGGAGGCCUUUGAGAGUCCCCGCUCGUCCCCCUCGCUUUCCUUCCGGAGCCUUCAAGACCGACAGCGGAGCUCCGACACGCAGCCCUCCUCGGAUUGGAGCGGCAGUGCUCGCAUCAUCGGGCCCGAGGACGAGGACGCUUACGCCUUCGAUGAGAUGGACGGCCCCUUCCGGGACGUGGAGCUGCUCAAGUCGCGGCCCGCCCACAUGACCAUCUUCCUGAGAUACGUCUUCACGCAGCUUCUGGACCCCAACCCGCUGCUUUUCUACCUGUCGGCGGAGGCCUACCUGAGCGCCGCACCCAAAGACGCCCGCUCCCUGGCACCGCAGAUCUACUCCCAUUUCCUCCAUCCGGACGCCCCCUUGAAGCUCCAAGUACCAGAAGACGACCUCGCGGACAUCGAGAGCCGCUUCCACGCCCAGGAGGACAUCCGCCGGCCGCUGUCGGAGCUGCAGCGGCGGGUGCUGCCCCACGUCCAGGACCAACUUGUGGACUACAUACGUCAGGCACUUCUGUUUUCCCCCCCCCAAUAAGAAAGGCUUCUCAUCGUCCGCCUUUGCCGCAGGUGCAAGCACGAAGAGGACAGAAGCUCCCCGCUGGCGGCGGCCGUGCUUCUUUACCUCCGACAUGCCGGCGUCAAGCCGCGGGACUCCAAGGCCUUCCCCGGUUUGAGCACCGACAAGGAAAAGUGGCUGACCUUUCUCAAGGCCAAAAAGCCGAGCGGCGCCAAGAAGGACAAAGAGGCCGAGGACAGAAAGAGGAAUCCCAUCCUGAAGUACAUCGGCAAACCUCGGAGCGCAUCUCAGUCCACUUUCCACGUCCCGUCGUCCCCCGCCCAAGUGCGUCCAGGAAGCGUCAGGAACAUCAUCGAGCGCUUCGAGAGCCACUCGGAGGACGGCGGCGACCCGCGGACGACCUCGUCGGAAGACGGCGCCGACAGGUGGGAUGCUUGCAGCCCCGGCGCCUCGCUGCGGCUGGCGCGCAGCGAGUCUUUGAAGGCUCAGGGGGAAGGGCGGCGGCGCGGCGCGGCUUCGUGCGGCCGCUCCGUUCCCCGCUCUCGCAGCGACGUGGACAUGGAGGACCCCGCUGAGGAGAGGGAAAGGCCGGCCUUCGGAUCCCGGCGCGGCGCCGCCAGGUCUCCGGAGAAGCCCACGCCGCCGCACACGCCGCGCUCCAUCCGCAGGAGCGCGGAGUCGCCGCCGACCCUGCCGCCGGACACCGACGCCCUCGAGGAGGAGGAGGAGGAGGAGGCGCGCGAGGCCCCCCACUGGCAGGAGACGUUGCCGCCGCAGCUCUUGGCCGCGCUGGGCCCCAGGGAGGCGGAGCGCCAGGCGGUCAUCUACGAGCUCUUCACAACCGAGGCGUCGCACCUCCGCACGCUCCGAGUCCUGGACCAGGUCUUCUUCCAGAAGAUGAGAGCCGUGCUCAGCGCCGACGAGCUGGCCUGCAUCUUUCCCAACCUGCCGCAGGUCUACGAGCUGCACGCCAGUCUGUGCGAGGCCAUGAAGAAGCGGCGAGAGUCUGGCAUCGUUCGAGACAUCGGUGAUGUCAUGUUGGCAAGGUUCGACGGCGCCGCCGGCGAGGAGUUUGAGCAGCAGGCGUCGCAGUUGUGCAGGCAGCAGUCUCGGGCGCUGGAGCUGAUCAAGAGCAAACAGCGCAAAGAGCCUCGCUUCGCCCACGUGGUGCAGGAGUGCGAGGCCAGUCGCCGCUGUCGCCGCCUGCAGCUUCGAGACCUGCUGGUGUCCGAAAUGCAGAGGUUGACCAAGUACCCGCUUCUUCUGGACAACAUCAUCAAGCACAGCGAGGUGUCCUCGUCCGACCUUCCCGCCCUGCGGCGGGCUCAGGCCUGUUGCCGUGGAAUCUUGCAAGCGGUCAAUGAGGUGGUCAGGGAGACGGAACACCACCACCACCUGAGCAAGUACCAACGCAGACUGGACGUCGCGCCGCAGUUCAAGGGUCUGGACCUGAGCACCAAGAAGAUGAUCCACGAGGGCCCGCUGGUCUGGAAAGUCAGCAAGGACAAGCAGUUGGACAUCCAGGCGCUGCUGCUGUCCGACUGCCUGCUGCUGCUGCAGCGCGGCCCCGACGAGCGCCUGUCGCUGCGUCACCCGUCCCGCUGGCCGGGCGCCGGCGGCGACAGCCCGCUGGUCCGCCUGGACUCGCUGCUGGUGCGCCCGGUCGCCACAGACAACAAAGCGCUCUACGUCAUCAGCACCAAAGAAACGCAGAUCUACGAGCUGGUGGCGGGGACCGCGUCGGAGAAAAACACCUGGAAGGACUUUCUGGAAAAGACCAUCGCUUCUGCCGCCGGCCCGCCGCCGGCCGAUCGCGUCUCGGCAGCCGCGGCCAGCCCCGGUCUUGGCGGCGCGUCCCCGGUCGAAGCUGCCGAUGACGCCUGCGCAGGUACGCGCCGCUCCGCCCGUUGCCUGUUUCAAGCCGCGGCGCGCGCUAACCGUCGCGACCGAGCCGGAGGGCCGCCGCGCCAUCGAGUGCGCGCAGCCGGCGUGGCCCAGGCGGCGCUGCGGGACGUGGAAACGCUGCGUGGACUCCUCCUCGCCGUCGCACGCGAGGACGUCCGUAGCCGCGCCUUGCAAGACUCGCCCGAUGAAAGCCCGCGCCAUCCGAGGGAGGCGGCGCCGCGCGGCGGCGCUCAGGUCCCACCGCAAGGAAACGUCUUCCGCUUGGUGACGCCGGGCGAGAGCGCCACCGACCCGACCCACGAAGUGACGGAUCUCGGGCAGGAGGGGGAGCCGUCGGAGCGCCGGGAAGAGGAGGCGCCGUGGCGCGUGGUCAACAAUGUGGAGGGGGUCUUCCGCACCAUCGAGGACCUGACGAGCAAGCUGCGUCAGCUCAAGGACAUGGAGGGCGAGCAUCGCAAACUGCUGACGUCGCUGCGAGAGCCGUCGGCCCCUCGAGAGGAGGAAGACCGCGGCUGGGCGGACGGCAAGGAAGCAAGUCCGGCCCAGCCCAGGAUUCAAACCACUGGACUGUGAGAGCCACUGGAAGCACCCCAAGGGCGACCUCCAAUCACCCAGCACUUUAGCCUCAACGCACCCCCCCUCCCCGCCAACCCCCUUUUUCUUUUCUUCCCACCAUGAACCGAUUGACUGUGUUUAGCAUGUCUUAGGCCGGUGGUUCUCCGGACUCCCAUCGGUCAGCGGGCAACAAGUCGGUGUCGUUAAAAAAAGUGCAUACCUACUUGACAUACAAGGACGUGAAAUCCACAUGUGAAAGCCUUCAUUCCUCCUGACAGAAGCAAAUUGCUGCCGCGGCAGGAAAAGACAAACAAAGAAAUGCAACGGCGUGCUCAAUUUGACAUGAGCACCUUCAAACAUGCCAAGUUUGAUUCUGGAAUCGUUUUGAUGUCUUUCAAA